UCAGUACCAAAAGCGGUAACCCCGAGCUACACUCGGGCUUACCAUGCAGCGUUGUUCAGGGAGUCCCUGCAGCGCUUACCUUGUCCUUCGCUCCCCAGCGAUGCGUCCCCUGCAGCUUCCCCGGCCAUCUCCUCCGGCCGAUGCCGGCAUCUGGCUUCUGUGUUCCGGUCCCUGUGACGUCAGGAUGUACGGGCGCCGGAAACCGGUGGCAAAUUUGAAAUUUUUUAAAAAAAAUGUCAUUUUUUUUAAAAAUGAUUAUUACAUAUGCUUUGUCCUGUGCCCUGCCUACAUUUUUACUGUUCUUUCU
Staurois parvus is the source of this 307-nucleotide messenger RNA. The record is from the annotation of a GenBank genome assembly. Lineage: Eukaryota; Metazoa; Chordata; Amphibia; Anura; Ranidae.